AUGGGACGGUCACAGACACUCGGGCACAGUCCACCUGAGAUGGGACGGGCACAGACCCGCGGGCACAGCCCAUCCGAGAUGGGAGGGUCACAGACACGCGAGCAGAGCCCACCCGAGACAAGAGGGUCACAGACACUCGGGCACAGCCCACCUGAAACGGGAUGGGCACAGAAAUGCAGGCACAGCCCACCCGAGACGGGACGGUCAGGGACCCGCGGGCACAGCCCACCCGAGAUGGGAGGGUCCAAUACACACGAGCAGAGCCCACCUGGCACCAGGAGGGUCACGGACCCACGAGCACAGCCACCCAAGACCGGGAGGGUCAUGGACCCGCGGGCACAGCCACCCAAGACGGGAGGAUCACGGACACACCGCUCCAUCACACCGGGAAUGGGAGUCAGACACCCCCCACCCUAUCUCCCCCCGGUGUUAAGAGGUUUCGACUUGUUUCAGAAGAGAUCGUGUCGACCCAAAAAUAAUUUUUGCAAUGUUUUUUGA
Molecule: messenger RNA, 498 nt
Organism: Acanthisitta chloris (rifleman)
Lineage: Eukaryota; Metazoa; Chordata; Aves; Passeriformes; Acanthisittidae
Product: protein FAM47A-like
Exons: 1
Coding region: 1-498 (165 amino acids)
Source: RefSeq, a predicted model, not a curated record